Messenger RNA from Gadus macrocephalus (Pacific cod), 1455 nucleotides. It is a transcript of the gene hoxa2b, whose product is annotated as homeobox A2b. Bases 1 to 1122 code for a protein of 373 amino acids. The transcript is spliced from 2 exons. Gene Ontology annotation, molecular function: DNA-binding transcription factor activity, RNA polymerase II-specific; DNA binding. Lineage: Eukaryota; Metazoa; Chordata; Actinopteri; Gadiformes; Gadidae. The record is from RefSeq and is a predicted model, not a curated record. Gene Ontology annotation, biological process: regulation of DNA-templated transcription.
AUGAAUUACGAAUACGAGCGAGAGAGCGGUUUUAUCAAUAGUCAGCCGUCGCUUGCUGAGUGCCUGACAUCUUUCCCCCCUGUCGGUGAUUCAUUUCAAAGUUCAUCAAUCAAGAGCUCGACGCUUUCACGCCCGACACUUAUUCCUCCUCCUUUUGAGCAGACCAUUCCCAGCCUCAACCCGGGCAGCCAUCCGCGGCACAGCCGGCCUAGGCAUAGCCCCGAUGGAUGCAGUCCACUGCCCACAGCCUCCUUACCCCCGGAGUACCCAUGGAUGCGGGAGAAGAAAGCCUCGAAGAAGAACUACAUGCCAACUUCCACCGCCACCACAAUCUCGAAUGGACCUAUGUGCUUCUCUCCAAAAGGCUCGCCUGAGAUUCUGGAGAGUGGUGGUGGCGGAGGAGGGGGCUCCCGACGACUGAGGACAGCCUAUACUAACACACAGCUGCUGGAGCUCGAGAAGGAAUUCCACUUCAACAAGUAUCUCUGCAGACCGAGGAGAGUCGAGAUAGCUGCCCUACUGGACCUCACCGAGAGGCAGGUGAAAGUGUGGUUCCAGAACCGACGCAUGAAGCACAAGCGUCAGAACCACAGCAAAGAGAACCACAACGAAGAGGGGAAAGCGCCCGGCUCCGAGGACGGCAUCCACAGCGAUGAGGACGACGAGGGAUCAAUGUACGAGAAGAGUUGCAACCCUGGGAACGGGGCCCUGCUGGAGAGAGAUACCUGCUCCUUUCAGCUCAACCCGCUCGGUUCAACGCAGCAGCUCCAGAAUGUAGGCCCGCACAAUAGCGAGGUUGCGGGCUUUACAGUUUCACCACUGAACAGCAAUGACAAAAAUCUGAAACAUUUCUCCAACCCGUCUCCCACUGUUCCAGGCUGCAUGUCAACAAUAGGCCCCGGCUCUGCAUCUUACCCGGACAAUGGUGACUGUCCCACAAGCCUGGAUCUUUCUAUACACGAUUUCCAAGCAUUCUCUUCGGAUUCUUGCCUUCAGCUCUCCGAUGCAGCCUCACCAGACUUGUCAGAAUCACUGGACAGUCCAGUGGACAUAUCUACGGACAGCUUUUAUUUUUUCUCGGAGUCCCUUACUACGAUCGACUUGCAGCAUCUAAACUAUUAAGUGAAUUCAAUCAAAAACUUGUUUCUUCAGGGACGGUGCAGCCAGGCAGUGGUGGUAUUAACUGUAAUGUUAGUUCUGCUUCUGUAUAUCCGGAUAGUUAUUAAUUAUAUUAAACAAGGAGAUUAAACCAAGGUAAGGAAGAAAGUUUAUAAUUUAACAUUAAAAACAAGAACCGUUCAUAUAGUUACCAUUACAAAUUGUUCUCCUUAAAUAGAAUUUCUGAGUAUGGGAAAAAUAUGAAAAUAAUAGGCAAAUGGAACCUGGUAACUUUUAUUUUUGUAUAGCUCCAAUGUCUUCGAUAUUUUUUUUAGAAUACAAUUAACUUACUACAAA